This is a messenger RNA of Lepus europaeus (European hare), 3500 nucleotides long. It is a transcript of the gene PIP4K2A, whose product is annotated as phosphatidylinositol-5-phosphate 4-kinase type 2 alpha. The record is from RefSeq and is a predicted model, not a curated record. Gene Ontology annotation, biological process: phosphatidylinositol metabolic process. Gene Ontology annotation, molecular function: phosphatidylinositol kinase activity. The coding region runs from base 83 to 1303 and encodes 406 amino acids. The transcript is spliced from 10 exons. Lineage: Eukaryota; Metazoa; Chordata; Mammalia; Lagomorpha; Leporidae.
CGGCUGCCUCCCCGGGCGGGUGUGUAGAGGGCGGGUCCCCGGCCUCGGGAGCGCGGCGGUGGAGGGGACGGAGGCGGCGGCCAUGGCGACCCCCGGAAACCUGGGGUCUUCCGUGCUGGCGAGCAAGACCAAGACCAAGAAGAAGCACUUCGUAGCGCAGAAAGUGAAGCUGUUCCGGGCCAGCGACCCGCUGCUCAGCGUCCUGAUGUGGGGGGUAAACCACUCGAUCAAUGAACUGAGCCAUGUUCAGAUCCCAGUUAUGUUGAUGCCAGAUGACUUCAAAGCCUAUUCAAAGAUCAAAGUGGACAAUCACCUGUUUAACAAAGAAAACAUGCCGAGCCAUUUCAAGUUUAAGGAAUACUGCCCCAUGGUUUUCCGCAAUCUGCGGGAGAGAUUCGGAAUCGAUGACCAGGAUUUCCAGAAUUCCUUGACCAGAAGCGCACCCCUUCCCAACGACUCGCAGGCCCGCAGCGGGGCACGGUUCCACACGUCCUACGACAAGAGAUACGUCAUCAAGACCAUCACCAGCGAAGACGUGGCCGAGAUGCACAACAUCCUGAAGAAAUACCACCAGUACAUAGUGGAAUGUCACGGGAUCACUCUUCUCCCCCAGUUCCUGGGCAUGUACCGGCUUAAUGUCGACGGAGUGGAAAUAUACGUGAUUGUUACCAGGAAUGUGUUCAGCCACCGUCUGUCUGUAUAUAGGAAAUACGACUUAAAGGGCUCAACAGUGGCUCGAGAAGCUAGCGACAAAGAAAAGGCCAAAGAACUGCCAACUUUAAAGGAUAAUGAUUUCAUUAAUGAAGGCCAAAAGAUUUACAUUGAUGACAACAACAAAAAGGUGUUCCUGGAAAAACUCAAAAAGGAUGUUGAGUUUCUUGCCCAGUUGAAGCUCAUGGACUACAGCUUACUGGUGGGAAUUCACGAUGUGGAGAGAGCCGAGCAAGAAGAGGUGGAGUGUGAGGAGAACGACGGGGAGGAGGAGGGGGAGAGCGACGGCACCCACCCAGUCGGGACCCCUCCGGACAGCCCCGGAAACACGUUGAACAGCUCACCGCCCUUGGCUCCGGGGGAGUUUGAUCCGAACAUUGAUGUUUAUGGAAUUAAAUGCCAUGAAAACUCGCCUAGGAAGGAGGUGUACUUCAUGGCAAUCAUUGACAUUCUCACUCAUUACGAUGCAAAAAAGAAAGCUGCCCACGCUGCAAAAACUGUGAAGCACGGCGCUGGCGCGGAGAUCUCGACCGUGAACCCAGAGCAGUAUUCAAAGCGCUUUUUGGACUUUAUCGGCCACAUCUUGACGUAACCUCCCGCGCGGCCUCGGACAGACCUGAGCGUGGCAAGGGCAGAGGCGGCUUCAGCGCAGGAGAGAGGAAACCCAGCUCGGUGAAGCGCUUCUCUUGCAGGAAGCAAACCUCCUUGUUUACAUCUUCAGGCCGAGAUGACUGCUUUGGGGACGACCCGCUUUCACAGCCACCUGACAUGUCCCAGCGUCGUGCUAGCUAUUCCUGACUGUGCGCGUGUGUGAGUGCGUGCGCUUUGCGUGGGGUGUGUGUGUGUGUGCACAUUUUACGAUAAUUAAUUAAAUAAAACCCAUCAGCUGCAGUCAGAACCUGUUACAACAGAAACCCUCUGAUUCCAGCUGCAGCCGAAGGAAUGCACAAGCAAAUGAGCUGGCACCUGUUGGGGGAGGGGAGCAGAAAAUGCAUGGGGAGGAACCGUGUGGGCAUCGCCCCAUAAACUGUGGACCAGUUUUGUUUUGUUUUGUUUUUUAUUUUUUGAGUUGAAAGGUGUGAGAGUGUUCAUAAUAAUAAUGAAGAUAAUAAUAAUGAUGAUGAUGAUUAAAAAGAAAAAAAAAACUUCCUGCAAAUGUUACACUUCCACCCGCAUGUAGACACUCCUCUUCAUAGUUGUCACCUGCGCUCCCGGCCCUGGACAGAAGAGUGCCAGCAUCCCCGUGUGUUCUGGUUCAGGGUUCUGUCCCCACACAGUGUCGGGACCCCCAGCGUCCCAGAGCAACUGUCCCUCGUGCGCCAAGAAGCUGAUGCCGCAAGGACUCUGGACGCCGACACCUCCGGAAACGCGCCCAGGAAAACAGCUUGCUUCUCUUUCCUUGCCCGGAGUCUCUUCAUGGUUACACCCUUAUGUUGCAGUGUAGGAAUUAAUGCUAUGACAUGCAGACAGAGCUGACCUGAAAAGUGCAUAGUUUGGGGCAAUGGUAGCUGCAUCUCCCACUGUGGGAAGAUAAGCAAAGCACUAAAACUCUCAAUUCUGUUACCAAAAGCAAAUCUGAUUUAUAAGAUGUUUAUGUUUGGCCUUUGUUUAAACAGUGGGUGUUUUGUUAUUAUGAAUUGUCCCUUUAACUGAGACCCUCAGUUGUACUGUUUACAUUUUAGGAAAACAGGGAUAUCUUUGAAUCUAAAAAUGUAAUGUACAGCAUGUGGUUGUUGAAGUUUACAUGUAAAGUCGUUUUGCAGUGUAGGUGAAAUCAUGUUUGUCCUAUUGAGAUGUGUCCUGCAGUCACGUGUUUAGGUGAAUGUUGUAUUCAAAGUACACAGUAGUCGGUCUUUGACAAUAAAAUGAAAAGGAUCGUUGUGUUUCCUCCAGAUGUAAAUUUAUCAACUUAAUGAUUUAAAAAAAAAUUUUAACCCAAAUCUGGUUAAAUAACUUCAUUGCCCUAAACUGUGCUGUGUUUAAUCAGGUUGUAAAUUUCCAACAUUGAUUGUGUAUCUACCAACUUUCCUGCAUUUUCUGGAAGGCAUCAGGCUAAAAUAUUAGACUUGCUUAGAGUAGCUUAUCAAUUUAUACGCUGUGCUAACGCUGUGCCUUUGAUAUUCUUGUUUAAAACAUGAGAUGGUUUUGGUAGGCAGUUUCAGGAAAGGGGGGGAAAUCCAGCCUUCAGUAAUUGCUGAACAACUCAUCCAGGUCCCGUGCUGCCUUCUCCCGUAACUUGACUUCAGGGCUGUCCAGGUUGCAGCUGUCCCCAGUGUAUGUGGGUUGAUGUCACAUUAUCUUUGGAAGCCAGCAGCAAUGCCACCCCUUCCCCCCAACACCCCCGGAGCCCUGCCCUACCAUCCACUGACUUUAUGUAGAUCUGUUAGCUCCUACAGAUGAUGUUAACACCAUUGAACCCAGCUGUACAAGUCUGCGUUUUAUGUAUUUAAUUGAUUCUGUGACUUGAGCCCCUCAUAUACAUGCCAUUAAUUCUGGCAUCGAAGUUCUGUGGUUCCUUUGACCCUGAAGUAAAGAUAAGGUACCAUCUGCAUUAUUUGAGUAACCAUUUCAUUUGGUGGCCAAUCUGUGUAUGCCUUUAGAAGUUUACAAAAUGCUUUCUUUUCCUCUGUAAUGGUCUUUGUCAUUCAUUUCUGUUGAUAAACUAUUGGACAGAGUGAGGAAGUUUGCCUUGUAUCUCCUAGUGCUAACAGUACACUCCCGUCAUGAGCCGGGCUUCACGGAAUAAAGCACUUUGAAGACUCACAAGGCGCAUCCUUUACUCCUGUCUC